UCCAUUUCUCUGACUCGUCUCUUCACAAACCCUUUCAACCUUUUUUCUUCUUCUUCUUCUCUCUCUUAAAACAACACACACAAUUUCAACACAGUAGUACCACCACCAACAACAAACCCCAUGUUUCCUGCAAUUUAGGGUUCUUUGUACAAUCCCCGAACAAAGAAUUUCUCAUAUUCUUUCCAUAAUUACAGUAAUGGCAUUAUUGAAACCCUAGUUUCUCAAAAUCAAGAGAAAGAAAAAGUUUAAUCGAUCGGUAGAUGUGGAUGAAAUCUUGAGAGGGUUUGAUUUGAUGGAAGGAGUUCAAAAUAAUACAACAGCGACAACGAUGCCACCAAGUUCGAAUAAUCUGAAUGGGAAUUCACCACCACCAUUUCUGAGUAAAACUUAUGAUAUGGUUGAUGAUCCAACUACGGAUGUUGUUGUUUCUUGGAGUUCAAGCAAUAACAGUUUUGUUGUUUGGAAUCCACCUGAGUUUGCUAGAGAUCUUUUGCCUAAGUUUUUUAAGCAUAAUAAUUUCUCUAGCUUUGUCAGACAAUUGAAUACUUAUGGGUUUAGGAAGGUUGAUCCUGACAGGUGGGAGUUUGCAAAUGAAGGAUUUUUAAGAGGUCAAAAACACUUGUUGAAGACAAUUAGUAGGCGGAAACCUGUCAAUGUGCAGGCACAGCAACAGCAACCUCAAGGACAGAGUUCAUCGGUCGGGGCAUGUGUUGAAGUGGGGAAAUUUGGACUUGAAGAAGAGAUAGAGAGGCUUAAGAGGGACAAAAAUGUUCUCAUGCAGGAACUUGUUAGGCUGAGGCAGCAACAACAGUCAACUGAUCAUCAGUUGCAGACGCUAGGGCAGCGGCUGCAAGGUAUGGAGCAGCGGCAACAACAAAUGAUGUCGUUUUUGGCGAAGGCCAUGCAGAGUCCAGGAUUCUUAGCCCAGUUGGUCCAGCAACAGAAUGAAAAUAACAGACGGAUCGCUGGAGUUAACAAGAAACGAAGACUACCCAAACAUGAAGAUAACCUUGAGGAUGGUCAUUCUACUACUGCUCCUGAUGGACAGAUCAUUAAAUACCAGCCGUUGUUGAACGAGGCAGCACAAGCAAUGUUGAUGCAGCUGAACCUUGCUUCACCAUCUCAUAGAUUAGAUCCAGAUACCAAUGGAGAUAGUAUUUUCAUUGAUGACAUACCUUCACCAUCCAGUACACAGUUAGACAGCGGGAGUACAUCAAAUCGGAUAUCUGGCGUCACUCUUUCGGAGGUCGCUCCAACUUCUGGACAUUCACUUUUGUCAGUCUCAUCAGGGUAUUCAGGAAUGCGUCGCUCAGCCGCUCUUUCCGAGAUUCAAUCUUGUGGUGCUGUAACAGAUUCGGUAACAACCACCACAAGUCCUUUGCCAGAUAUGAGUAUUCUUGAUGAACUGGAAGAGGAACUAACAGAAUUUCCUCACAUGCAAGAAAUGGGACUGGAAAAUGGUGGAAUUGAAAUUCCUGGCUCAGAUUUUGUGGGUCAUGGGACAGGAAAUGGAGAAGUGUAUAAUGACUCGUUGGGAGUAGAUGACACAAUCUCCCCAUUAGAAAGUGGACAGUUCUCACCUGAUCUUGAUGUGGAUAUGUUGGUAGAUGGGUACACCACUAAGCUUCCUGGCAUAAACGAUUCUUUUUGGGAACAAUUUCUGUCAACUGGUCAUCUCUCUUUAGGAACAGAUGAGAAUAAUGAUGCUCCCCUAGCAGAAAAUGUUGGGAAGGGAGAGGUACAGCAGGCAACAGUGCAUCAGCAGCAACAGCAGAAUGGAGGGAAUAAGGACGGCCAGCAUCAUAAUAUGGACCAGCUUACACAACAGAUGGGGCUUCUUACUUCAGAAAAUGAUGGUGCAGUCUGAAACAUCAACCGAGCUCAAUACCACUGUAUUAUAUAUGUUUUGGGACAUUUGAUAUUGUUCAAGUCCUAGGUCCUCUUUAAAUCACCCUUAGAAUGUAGGAACCCAUACUGUGCACAUAUAGAAGAUAACAUUUUCAAUUUACCUUUCAAGUUUACAAGCUCUGGGGUUACAAAAAAGAGUUGAACAAAAAAAUGGAGAUCUUUAUAGCUUUAUUGGUUUUGAUGUGCUCUGCAAUGAUGGUGAUUCUGCUCUGGGUUUAUGAACUUACAGACUCUGGUUAUUUUGAAUAGAAGUUCUAUAUUCAUGUCUUUCUGAAA
Molecule: messenger RNA, 2184 nt
Organism: Papaver somniferum (opium poppy)
Lineage: Eukaryota; Viridiplantae; Streptophyta; Magnoliopsida; Ranunculales; Papaveraceae
Product: heat stress transcription factor A-1-like
Exons: 2
Coding region: 293-1867 (524 amino acids)
Biological process (GO): regulation of transcription by RNA polymerase II
Cellular component (GO): nucleus
Molecular function (GO): DNA-binding transcription factor activity; RNA polymerase II cis-regulatory region sequence-specific DNA binding
Source: RefSeq, a predicted model, not a curated record